Messenger RNA from Dibothriocephalus latus, 984 nucleotides. Lineage: Eukaryota; Metazoa; Platyhelminthes; Cestoda; Diphyllobothriidea; Diphyllobothriidae. The record is from the annotation of a GenBank genome assembly.
AUGACACUCUAUGGAGCUGAUGCGAUUGCCCUGAGUGCGGUCUUUCAUGAUGUCGCAACGGAGUUUGAUUUGCUUAGUCUGGUUACACGACCAACAUUGACCCAAAAUGCUUUGCAAGAAAGCAAUAACAGUGUGCUACGGAAUUAUUUGGCCGAACCAACCGACCUCAAUCAACACUUUGAUCGAGUACUUCAAAAAUGUGGUUCCGUAAAAAAAUCAAAGCGCGCUCCAGUUGUCAAAUCACAACAAGAAAAUCUAGUAACCAAAUGGUCUACAAUGGAAGACGGGUUGGAAACUUACCUUUACGAGCGCAAAGUCAAGGAAAUCAGGGAGCAUGGACUAAUUGAAGAGAUAUCCAGGCUGAAAGAAAAACUGAAACAAAUGCGUGAAGAAACCGAAGAAACCUUAAAGCAACGCAAUGAAAUAAUCACCCACCUGCAAGACCAAUUUCAGGAACUGAAGUUUCGCGCCGCCAUGGAAACGAAGUACAUUCAGAAGUGUACCGAAGUUGUCAUGAAGCAAACGGAAGGAAAAUGCCGCAAGGCAGAGGAGGAGAUUCGGGAAGAAACAAGAUUUUUACGCAACAAACUAGCACAAGACACCCGCUGCCAUGUGGAACUCUUCUCGUGGCUCACAAACAGAAAUGCAGAGCUCAGUUUGACUUGUGACUACAUGGCGGAAAAGGAGACUCGUGACGUUUCGGCAAAGCAGGAGGAGCUAGCCGCAUUGACCAAAAAGAAGGAAGAUUGUCUCAACAAUUUGAAAGCUCUGAUCGUUGAGUAUGAGCACGUUGAAAAGACUGUACUCAAGGACAGAAAAAAGAAGGAAAAGAAACGAAAAGAAGAGGAAAAAGAAAAAAGGAUGCUGGAUUCUGCUCAGAUGAUUCAAAACUGGUGGCGAACGAUGAUUGUUAUGCACGACAUUAAACUGAAGAAGAAGCGAAGAAAGGAUACCAAAAAGGCUAAAAAGUCAACAAAGAAAUAA